AUGGGGUGUGAAAACCAAACAGUCUGGACCGAAUUUGUCCUCUUGGGCAUUCCAUAUCCUCAACAGCUCUAUAUGCCCUUAUUCCUCUUAUUGCUUGUCUAUUUACUCUCAGUCACUGGGAAUAUUCUGAUCCUGUUGACUGUAGCGUCUAAAUCCAAUUUGCAGAAACCAAUGUAUUGGUUUCUCUGCCAUUUAGCUGUCAUGGAUAUUUCAGUGUCCUCCAUAGUGGUCCAAAAGGUGAUAGGUGGGUUUGUGGAAGGGGGACGGAUUAGUUCUUUUGAAAGCUGUCUGACCCAGCUGUUUUUCUACCAUUUUGUGGCCUGUUCGGAGUUCUUCCUCUACACGGUCAUGGCCUAUGACCGCUUCCUGGCCAUCUGUAAGCCUCUUCAUUACAGCGUCCUGAUGAAUGAAAGAAUGUGCCUCUGUCUUUUUGGCACGUGGUUUGGUGGCUGUGUCCACUCCAUCAUGGUUACCUCACUUUCAUACAGCCUGCCUUAUGGACCCAAGAAUGAGGUGGACUUCAUCGUUUGUGAUCCUUCCCUGUUGAAGUUGGCAUGUUCAGACACGUGGUUUGAGGAGAUCUUUAUCUUGGUUGACAUUGGCUUAGUAGCCAUCACCUGUGUCUUCCUCAUCGCGAUGUCCUACAUCUACAUUGUCACCACAGUUCUGAAAAUCCCCUCAGCUGAAGGACGACAACGGGCUUUCUCCACUUGUUCUUCUCAUCUCAUGGUGGUGAUGAUUUGCUACAUUCCUGUGGCUUUCAAUUAUUUGAGAAGAGAGACUCAGGAUCUUCUCAGUGGAGUGAUAGCUUUUUAUACCACCUGGACUCCGUUCCUUAAUCCGCUCAUUUAUACGUUAAGGAACAAGGAGAUGAAAGAUUCCAUGCUGAGCCUCAUUUAUAAGAUUAGGAAAUUCUAA
Messenger RNA from Thamnophis elegans (Western terrestrial garter snake), 918 nucleotides. RefSeq names its product olfactory receptor 10G6-like. Gene Ontology annotation, cellular component: membrane. Gene Ontology annotation, biological process: G protein-coupled receptor signaling pathway. The record is from RefSeq and is a predicted model, not a curated record. Gene Ontology annotation, molecular function: olfactory receptor activity; G protein-coupled receptor activity. Lineage: Eukaryota; Metazoa; Chordata; Lepidosauria; Squamata; Natricidae.